Molecule: messenger RNA, 1044 nt
Organism: Acromyrmex echinatior (Panamanian leafcutter ant)
Lineage: Eukaryota; Metazoa; Arthropoda; Insecta; Hymenoptera; Formicidae
Product: serine proteinase stubble-like
Biological process (GO): proteolysis
Molecular function (GO): serine-type endopeptidase activity
Source: RefSeq, a predicted model, not a curated record
GUGAGCACGAUUUGGUGAAUGAAGAUGAGCUAUAUGGGUAUCAAGAGAGAAGAGUGUAAACUGUGACGAGCCAUCCACAAUUCGACGCGCGUACUUUCGAGUACGAUCUUGCUUUGUUGCGAUUCUAUGAGCCUUUUCUGCCAUUUCAACCAAAUGUUUUGCCAAUCUGCCUGCCCGACAAUAAAACCUACAUUGGUCGUAUUGGUCCAUGUUACUGGCUGGGACAGAUUUUACGAGAGAUCAGUACCGUCAGUACUACAGGAGAUUGCAGUACCGGUUAUCAAUAAUACUGUAUGUAAAGCGAUGUACAAAAAUGCGGAUUACAUUGAGCACAUUCGACAUAUACUUAUCUGCGCCGAUUGGAAGAAUGGCGAAUUCCACUCUUGCGAGGGUGAUAGCGGCGGUGGUCCAAAAAACGCCAGACAAGCGAUGGAUCCUUGUUGGAAUCGUCAGCUGGGGAAAAAGUUGCGCUUCGCCUAAUCAACCUGGCGUUUGCACACAUAUCUUAGAAUUUCGCGACUGGAUCAAUUAGAUCCUGCAGUUCUGAGCAAGUUCUCGGAAAGAGCAUGAUUCACGCUCGAAAUUCGCGCAUUUGCAUCGCGCCGACUCCUAUGGAUUUGUAACGAUCGCCAAGCAGACGAACGGCACCAUCUGCCGGAGAUGUGAGCCAAGUGCAAUUUAGAGGAAAAAUCUAAGAGAUCUCAGCACGGAGAUUCAUAGAGAUUUGUGCGCGUGUUGCGAACUUACACGACAUGUGGAGCCACUGAUUCAAUUUUUCUGUGUAAAACCGUAACAUAUGCAUGUACACGCGAUUUCCCGGGAAAAUCCGACAUGUUACAACGAUACAAAGGGUACACUCGAUUUGCGUAUCGGAGAUAUUAUGGAUAUCAGUAAUAAGAACAUCAGACUUUGUGACGAAAAUUUUUGAUCAACUUAGACUCUUUUAUCUAGAAUCGAUUUAAAAUAGUUAAUUCCAGGAUAUAGCAUUACUUUUUUAAAACAAAUUGUUCUUUUAGAUAUCUAUAGAUGCUGUUCAACAUUAAU